AUGCAGUUGACUUGUGAAAUGGAAGACGAUGCAGCCAAACAGAAAACCGAGGCUAUCUCCUUGUUCAAUUUAGCGGCACACUGGAUGCCUCUUCAAGACUGGCCCUGUUGGUUUUGCUUGUCCAGUACUUCUCUUCGAAGACGCUCCCUCUCAGCAUCUCUAUACACUCCCUGUCGCAUCCUGCGAAGCUCUCGUUUCUGA
Chondrus crispus (carragheen) is the source of this 201-nucleotide messenger RNA. RefSeq lists its product as hypothetical. The transcript has a single exon. Lineage: Eukaryota; Rhodophyta; Florideophyceae; Gigartinales; Gigartinaceae. Bases 1 to 201 code for a protein of 66 amino acids. The record is from RefSeq and is a predicted model, not a curated record.